GGCCGCUGGGAGGCCGGAGCUGGCGUUUUGCCCCCUGGGGCUGCCCUGUUGUGCCAGGAUCAGGGAAUGGACCAUCUCCCGCAGUUGUGCUAUUUCUUGCCUCAUCUCCUGCAUUCCUUGACUCUCCGUCAGGUGGGGGUUGCCAAGCUCCCAGGCGGUGGCUGGCUCAGCUCUGUGCGGCCUCUCCGGCCCCGCUGGUGUGACCCUCCAUUGUGUGGCCACGGUUGGGGGGGAAGUGGCUGCGUCCACGGGGGUGUGGGAUUCUUCCCUCUCCCCUCCAUCGGAGCUUGUUUCCUCCGAGAGGCUGUGGGGUUCCUCCCUCGUUUCUCCGUCGGCGCUUGCUUCUUCUCCCUGGGAAUAUUCGAAUUGGUUCUCUCUCUCUCCUCCCUCCAUGUUGCUGUAGGUAGGAGCUAGAGAAAGUAGGUGAUUCAGUACAAAUUGUCGGGUUCUCUUCUCCCAGUUGUGCUCUGGGUCCAUCUUCCAAAGAAAGCACCAAGACACACGCGGGUAGAUUCCAACAAGUUUUUAUUGUACCGAAUGCCAGAACCUUCUUUUGUGCCACAUAUAUAUGGACUCUCACAUACCAGAGGGUAAUUGAUGUUUUAUGGCCGGCCUGCUUUAUGGCUGGCAUCUGUUCUUUGUCAGCUGACCAGAGAUGUCAAGGAUUGGAGAUCCUGACACUGAGAGAGAGUGUGUGAUUUUAUCUAAACAACUAACCACUAAUCAGAAUUCCUGUGGACCUUGUGUGAAUGAGAUGUAUGUGUUGAAUUCAAAAUGCAUAAAGAGUUAUAAACAAUGUUAGUAGAUUUGUUCAGAAGCAAUUCGGAAGCUGUAGAUAUUUUUUUUUUGGAAAAAAAAAAUGGUCUUAGGCUUGAAAAAAAAAUCCUUGUUUUGAAAGAACAAUGCUUCAGUGUUUUUAGAGAACAUGGUGAUACAACAGAUAAGAGCUGGACAUCUGCCCAGAAAUUGAAUCUCAAGGGAAAAAAAAAAUGAGCUUGAACAAGUGUACUUUUGAAAACUCAAGCCUCUGUGGGCUACUCCCCCUUUUUCCUGUUCUACAGAUUUUAAACCCCUUACAGGUUAUAGGGAAAUGUUGGAGGUUCUUUUUUUUUUUGCAGCACUUUGGAAUACAGGUGAUCUUGGUGAGUCAAGAAGAAGGAGAAGGAAUGUGAAUGAAUGUUUUGGAAAGGAGAGGACAAGGAGAGGAGUUAUUGGUUGUGGAGACUUUGUAUGGAAAACUGUCACAAGUUGGCAGUGCAAAAAAAUAAAUAAAUAUAUAUUUAUUUUUGGAAAAAAAAAAUUGAUCCCAUAUUCCUGACACAGAAGGAUUAAGAACUGACAUUGAUUUUUAAAUUUUUGAUUGACAUUUUAUUCAAAAAGGGAGCUAGUGCCCAAGUGAUAAAAAGUUAUCCUUUUGAGAACCAAAGACAUGAUAUAAUUGGCUGCAUCUCAUGUUGCUUCAUAAUAAUUUUGUGAGAUUUGGAUUCUGAACUUUGUGAUUUUGGCCCAACUCUUUCUAAAGGUUACGGAAAGGAAGGACUAGGACUUUUGUAAACGGGACAUUAGAUCAUGCAAAUAGGGGCAUUUUUUCCAUCGCCCCCAGCCUGGAUUUUGCCAGAUUUGAGAAGCGGCAGGAGGCUUUUCAACGUGUGUUACUAACAAAUUUUGAGUUGUUCAACGAGUCGGUGUAAAAGGGGAAUUGAGUAAGUUUAACACUGCAGCAGGACUGGAGUGGAAGAUUGCAUUGCAGCAAGUGGAUACACGAUUGUUAAAUCGUUUGCGGAAAGGAAAAGAAAAAGAUGCGGAGAAGAAAGAUUUUGUUGGAUUUCAAGACAGAUGAGUGUGUUGUCAAAGGCACAACCUCUGAGGAGGCCUGCCUUGGAUGUGAGCGAAACGACUAGAGAGAGUGCUUCAAGAGCCAUACAGCCUGGAAGGAUGAGUAUUUCCCUCCCCUUCUUUUCCCUCUCAUUGUUUUUUGCUACAGGUCCUGAACUCCUGUAUGGGAUAAACCCAGAAGUCUAUGAGACAUGUUUAUUGAGAGGCCUGGGAGGGCCUAUAGGUGUUGCUGAGUGUUAAGGCUGUGAUGGAGUGUGGCAUCAGGCUGGAGGCUGUAAGGGCUGACCAACUCAACAACAUACAAUUUUCUAUUUUGACCCAACUCUCCUGGAUAGGACCUUUUGUAAUGGGACAUUGCAAAUAAUUCGGAUUUUUGACGGAUUUGAGAGACAAUGAGGGACUUUUUCAUAUGCCAUCUAACAACCUUGCUUUUUAAGCCAAAAGGAGGAUAUAGCACGGAGACAAUGUGACAAAGAAUAAAAUAAGUUAACCAUUGCAGCAGGACCAGAGUAAAAAGGAUUACUGCAGAUCGCGAAAGAAGGCCCAUGGAGGAAUCAUUUCUCAAGAGGCCAUGGAGGGGUCGUUUGGGAGCUGAAUAGUGGCCUACCUGCCCCACCCGUGGAGAGACAAGGGAUUUCAACAAGAUUGGCUGAGACAAAAGUGAUGCCGAACAGGAUGAUCGACAGAUGGGUAAUCCGUUCCCCCUCCCCCAUUCUCUCUCACUGUCUUCCUGCUUUUUUUUUCAGUUUUUUUUGGACUCCUGUUCCUAAAUUGGAGAUCCAUAAGGCAUUGUUACUGAGAGGCCUGUUUUCCAAAAUGGAGAUCCAUAAGGCAUUAUUACUGGAAGGCCUGUUUUGGAAUCCAAAACCCGUAGGAGUUUAAGUCCACCCCACGCCACACAUACUGGGUAUGACAGCUAAAGCCCUGUGAGAGAUGGAGAUUUUCUUUACAGACUUUUCUUUACACAGAGACAAUUCUUGGAGUGGACAAAGAGACUUUCUUCAAAUUAACUGAACAUUAUUCCUUUGAUCAAGGAAGAGGAAACACACCCCCAGUUUGACUUUAUGCCAAAGACUGAAAAGACCUGAAAGUUGGACAUGCAUGUGAAUGGCCACCUCUGGCCAUAGCAACAAAUCCAUCAUCGGAAGAAGAAUAUUUUUAAUCCUCAUGUGUUGUUUACCUCUGGUGAUGAAACUAUGUACAAAUGCUAUUCUGCGCUCAUUUUCCACUGAAAAGAUAGCUUGGCUGCAAGCUAGAAGGGAUUGGAGGGACCCAUAAGUCUGCUCAUUUAGUUUGCUUCAGCUUUUGUAUACACGCUUCGCAAAAAAAAAAAGGGGGAAUAAGGCAGGAAUGAAGGGGUAGGAGGAAAUGGCCAUAUAAGGAGGUACGAGCAGGCCAGGAACACAGCCGAUGGGUUAUCACAUGGUUUCCCUGAAAUCAUGUGUUUUGAGAGAAACGAAAGUAAUGAAGAAAUGUAAUACUGCACCACAAAUAUGCACCAAUGGUUUGAUAUGUGGGCGGUCGUAAACUGAACCCACUGAAUUGUAUAAAUAGACACUCGACCCUGUCUGCGGGGUUCUCCCUUUUCAGCAUCUAGUUGUGCGUGGGAUGAACCUCUGCAGCUGCAGGAACUCUAGUAAACUGCUUUCUUUGGAAGAAAAAGAAAAAACCUCCAGUUGUCUGUCUCCUACUUCCACUGCGUCCGCACAAGACACACGACAAGCUGAGAAAAGGGGAAGUCUGGUUUCCGCUACAGGCGGGUUAUAAAUAAAGUUUUAUUAUUAUUAUUAUUAUUAUUAUCUGGACAAGCUUCAUGGACUUAAACAAUCAAAGACUGUAAUGUAUAUUUUCUUUUACCCCCUUUGUGAAGAAUAAACCCAGUUUUUGAGUUAACUACAGUGUUUUGGUCCUUGGGAGUUCCAGUUUCCCUAAAGGAGGGCAAGAAGCAAUCCCCUGGGGAAAGAUGUCACGUCCAUGCCUCUUUCACUAAGAGUUUACAGCCCCAGGCGCGACGGCACAGUGCUGAGAGAAGCCUUCUUUUCCAGAAGUACUGAGAGAGAAGCCUUCUUUUCCAGAACUGCUGAAAGAAGCCUUCCAGAAGUGCUAAGAAGGGAAAAGAAGGAGUGAAAGGGCCUUGAAUUUGCCAAGCCCAUAGUCUCCUAAAGAUAAAGAAGUCAAAAGAAGCCUGCCUUUGCCUCCAGAGGGAAGCCCAGCCUUCACAAAAUUGAGUCAUUUACAAGCUUUCCCGCUCUUUUUGCAUCUCAAGCCACCAGCAAAUUGCUACAUUCAGCUCUUGUAGCUGCAGCAAGUUCAAGCCUUCUGCAAAGUGGAUACAUUUGCUAGAAGCCUAGCCUUUGCAAAAUUGAUACAUUUGCUAAGUUUCCCGCCUUUUCUGUUUCUCAAGCCAGCAAAUCGCUACAUUCAGCUCUUGCAACUGCAGCAAAAUCCAGGUUUCUGCAAAGUAGAUACAUUUCUCCAGAAGUCAGCCUUUGCAGACCAACCAAGCCUCUUCCAGAACCCAGUUUGCAAAGCAAUAAAUUCCAACCUUCUGCAGUUCCUGCCAUUUCUUCAGAGCCUGCUGCAAGUUUAUGAAAGCCCAGGCUUAACUUCUCAGUUAAGCAGCUGUUUUAAUUGUCUUGUUUAAAGUAUUGCAUUGCCCUUUUGUGUGCCUUUAAUUGUAUAGUUAUAUAGUAUUGCAUUUUGUACUGUUUGAAACUUGGGAUAAGUUUCCUUUUGAAUUACAGAAUGUCAAGUCAUAGCAAUGAGAUUUUGCAAACAAGGGUCAAAUCCCCCCGCCCUGUCAGAGAAAGGCACCCCACAGAGAAAACAAUGCUCUGCCUUUUGCAGCAGGAAGGCCAGCUUAGGCAGAGGUUUAACAGAGCUUGGCAAAACCUGCCAACCAUAGCUGAUGCAAUAAAGGCAUCCCUUUGCCCAAAGGAAAAGGAAAUUCUUAGGCAAGAAUUUUUAAAGGCCUUCAAUAAUGGGAGUGCUAUUGCAGAAGAAAUAAUCUAUGUACUGAACAAAAUUAACACUCCAGAGUCUUUAGAUAGGGCUAAGGAAAUUUCUUUUAGCCUACAAGAAGAGAGGAGGCGCUACAGUGCAGUUCUAUUUGAACCAGAGCCCAGUUCCUUAUUCAAAGGCGCAGAAGAAAGGGUUCAAGGCUCCCCAUGUGUAAGCCUUAGAUCCAGUCUGCUCAAGAUUCCAUCUAAUGAUGCUAGCCUUAAAUCCAAGCAUUCAUCUAGGCAUAGCAGUUCCUCCCAAUCCACACACUCAUUCAUCAGUACUUCUUCCAAAGCAGCCCACUACAACAGAGAGGCUGUCCGUUUGAAAAUUAGAAAAGAGGUUUUAGAAGCAGAGGCGUCUGCAGAAAUGGCUAGGCAAGACUUUGCCUUCAAUGAAGAGGAACUCCUCCUUCAACAGGCUAAAGCCAAGCAGAAACUGCUUCUAGCUCAGGCUAGGGCCCAGCAAGAAGCUGAUCUAGCGCAGGCUAGGGCCCAACAAGAAGCUGACCUAGCGCAGGCUAGGGCCCAACAAGAAGCUGACCUAGCGCAGGCUAGGGCCCAACAAGAAGCUGGCCUAGCACAGGCUAGGGCCCAACAAGAAGCUGACCUAGCGCAGGCUAGGGCCCAACAAGAAGCUGAUCUAGCGCAGGCUAGGGCCCAACAAGAAGCUGACCUAGCGCAGGCUAGGGCCCAACAAGAAGCUGACCUAGCGCAGGCUAGGGCCCAACAAGAAGCUGACCUAGCGCAGGCUAGGGCCCAACAAGAAGCUGACCUAGCGCAGGCUAGGGCCCAACAAGAAGCUGACCUAGCGCAGGCUAGGGCCCAGCAAGAAGCUGAUCUAGCGCAGGCUAGGGCCCAACAAGAAGCUGACCUAGCGCAGGCUAGGGCCCAACAAGAAGCUGACCUAGCGCAGGCUAGGGCCCAACAAGAAGCUGACCUAGCGCAGGCUAGGGCCCAACAAGAAGCUGACCUAGCGCAGGCUAGGGCCCAACAAGAAGCUGACCUAGCGCAGGCUAGGGCCCAGCAAGAAGCUGAUCUAGCGCAGGCUAGGGCCCAACAAGAAGCUGACCUAGCGCAGGCUAGGGCCCAACAAGAAGCUGACCUAGCGCAGGCUAGGGCCCAACAAGAAGCUGACCUAGCGCAGGCUAGGGCCCAACAAGAAGCUGACCUAGCGCAGGCUAGGGCCCAACAAGAAGCUGACCUAGCGCAGGCUAGGGCCCAGCAAGAAGCUGAUCUAGCGCAGGCUAGGGCCCAACAAGAAGCUGACCUAGCGCAGGCUAGGGCCCAACAAGAAGCUGACCUAGCGCAGGCUAGGGCCCAACAAGAAGCUGACCUAGCGCAGGCUAGGGCCCAACAAGAAGCUGACCUAGCGCAGGCUAGGGCCCAACAAGAAGCUGGCCUAGCACAGGCCAGGGCCCAGAGAGAAAUAGAGCUUGCAAUGGCUGAAGCCAAGCAAGAUGAGCUGCAACGGGAUCUAGAUCUGCUUCAAGUAAAAAGAGACACAGCACAAAAGAUAGUCAGAGCUAACGUUCUAGCCAAAGCCCUAUCACAGGAACUAACCCAAGAAAACCUUAGUUUCCUGCCAACACAAGAGCCUACAGCAAAGGUUUCAGCACAUCUGCAACUGGAAUCACCUGUAGUGAGGAGUCAUAUCUCCUUUCGCCACCUUGAAGAUCGCUCACCUGUUCCAGUGUUCGCAACUUCAAGGCCUGCCCAUUCCUCAGAAGUACAGCAAAGCACGGCCGGGAGAGUGCCAUCAUCUCUGUCAGAGUCCAUCCCUCUACUUAGGCCUCAGAGAUACCACCUGUCUACUUGGGAACGAAAGGAUGACGUCUUUCAACAACAUCCAGAUGUCCAUUCAGAUUGGCAAGGCAUGGCCGGGAGUGAACCACCACAUUCAUCCCUGCAUACCAAGUCAAUUCUCCCAUCGCUGAAGAUGAAGGCUUCAGAGGUGCUGCCUGGCAGCAAUCUGCUGAACCCAGCAUCGCCUACCAUCGAGACAAGAUGUGUUCAACCGAAGAACAUUGACUUCGUCGGGCCACAUCACACUCCUCAGAUGUACCCUUACACACUGGAGUCACAAUUGGGUUCCCUCUUGAGAAAUCCAAGAAGAGACAUCAGAGACAAAGGCGUCCAGAAAUUCACUGACCGACCAGAUGACUACCUUCUGUGGAAAAUCACCUUCAUGAGGGCCAUUCGAGAUUUCAAGCUAGAAGCGGAUGAAGAACUGUCCCUUCUUAUGGCGUGGCUUGGACCCAGCUCAGCCGAGCAAGUAAAAAGACUUUAUGCUGCUCAUGUAGCAGACCCCCAAAGAGCUUUGUCCACAGCGUGGUCUCGCUUGGACCAGCGCUUCGGUGCGAGCACUGACAUAGAAGCGUCCCUCAUGGAUCGACUCAACAGGUUCCCAUCGCUGAAGAUGAAAGAUUGCAAACAGCUUGGGGACUUUAGUGAUCUUUUACUAGAGCUAGCUUCAGCCAAAGGAAAUCCAGAGCUGCCAGGUUUAGCAUGUCUGGACCAGCACACGUCACAGAGUGCCAUUCUCUGCAAACUUCCUUUUCCUCUUCGAGAAGCUUGGGGAAAACAGGUGUUCAAGUACAAAGAGGAGAAUGCAAAUGUAUACCCGCCCUUCACCUUUUUGGUGGAUUUCGUCACUAGAGCAGCCCGUGAGAGGAAUGACCCUCAAACAGGUCUUCUCGCUUUGUACCAAGACCUAAAGCCUGAAAAGACCUCCAAAGAAGACAAAGCCCAGGGCAAAGAUCUUAGAAGGAACCUAAGUGUCAAGAUGACAGACACAACUCCUGCAGCUUCUGCUCAACCAGUCAGCAACAACACCAUAUCCUGUCCCAUUCAUCAAAGGCCACACAGCCUAGCUGAAUGCAGAGAGUUCUCAAAGAAGCCUUACAAAGAACGACUCCAAAUAGUUCAAAAGGCCAAGGUGUGCUUUAGAUGCUGCGGCGCCACUAUUCACUUCUCCAAGGACUGCAAAGAAAAGGUUAAAUGCCAACACUGCAACAGCAUCAAGCAUUGCUCUGCAAUGCACAACUUCGAUUCCCCUCAAUUCAAAGCAAAGUCAAAUUGUGUUGUCGAAGGCUUUCAUGGCCGGGAUCACAGGGUUGUUGUAUGUCUUUCGGGCUGUGUGGCCAUGUUCCAGCCCUGUUUCACCAUUGCCUCACCACUAGCUACUUUCAGUGGGACACUGGAUUCUAUGAACAGAAGGAUGGAGUGGCCAUGGGGAGCCCUCUCAGCCCAGUAGUAGCAAAUUUCUAUAUGGAAUACUUUGAAAAACAGGCCCUAGAAACAGCACCAAAAAAGCCAACUGUUUGGUUCAGAUACGUAGAUGACACCUUCACAAUUUGGAGCCAUGGAGAGGAAGAACUCAGCAAGUUCCUGGACCAUCUUAACAGCAUCCACCCAAACAUCCAAUUCACCAUGGAAAAAGAAAAGGAAGGAAAACUGCCAUUUCUAGAUGUUCUGGUCAUCCGCAAACCCAAUCAACAAUUGGGCCACACAGUUUACAGAAAACCUACACACACAGAUAGAUACCUUCAUAAAAACUCCAACCAUCACCCAAGUCAAAAAAGGAGCACAAUCAAAGCCCUGACAGACCGUGCACAAAGAAUCUGCGAACCUCACCUCCUCCAAGGUGAACUCAACCACCUAAACUGGGCUCUACAGGCCAAUGGAUACUCCACCACAGACAUCAGAAGAGCUGCAAGGGCAAGAACAAGCCAUGAGAGUCAAGACAAAGAUCCACCCAGAGGAAAGGUGUUCUUACCAUACAUCAAGGGAACUACUGACCGCAUAGGGAAGCUGAUGAAGAAGCACAACCUACAAACUAUCUACAGACCCACGAAGAAAAUCCAACAAAUGCUACGGUCAGCGAAGGACAAGAGGGAUCCUCUCUCUUCUGCAGGAGUCUACCGGAUACCAUGCAGCUGUGGACAAGUCUACAUAGGGACCACCAAACGCAGCAAUGCCCAAACACGAGUCAAAGAACAUGAAAGGCACUGCAGACUAAUUCAACCAGAGAAAUCAGCCAUAGCAGAGCAUUUGAUGAACCAGCCUGGACACAGGAUACUAUUUGAGAACACAAAAAUGCUGGACCAUUCCAACAACUAUCAUGUCAGACUACACAGAGAAGCCAUUGAAAUCCACAAGCAUGUGGACAACUUUAACAGAAAGGAAGAAACCAUGAAAAUGAACAAAAUCUGGCUACCAGUAUUACAAAACUCCAAAAUCAAAACAGUAGAUGGGAACCAACACAAUGAAGGCUUGACUGAACAAAGGAUGCCCCCAGGCAAGGGACAAAACAUCUCCAAUGCUAAUUAGGGUGAUUAACAGAAACAUUAAUGCUGGCUCCCAGUGACAAAGGACUCUUGCCACACCUUGGACACAGAUAUAUAUUCUUUCCUUUCCUUACUUAGUUUAUCCAUACCUCACAACCUCUGAGGAUGCCUGCCAUAGAUGUGGGCGAAACGUCAGGAGAGAAUGCUUCUGGAACAUGGCCACACAGCCCGAAAGACAUACAACAAAGUCAAAUUCUCCUGCCAAAGAAGAAACCAAAAAAGACCAAAAGCCUACAGAACCUCAGGUAGCCCUCAAGGCUCCUGCAGUUGCCUGCACCAAGCUUUGUCAAAAUAGCCACAAGCCAAGGAUUUGCCACCCAAUCUGCCUGGCAGAGGUGUAUCCAGACAAGCAGCCGUGGAAUAAGAAAAGGGUCUACGUCGCCUUGGAUGCCCAAAGUGAUGCAUCUCUUGCAACCCCAGAGUUCUUCGACAUGUUCGACCUUCAUACCGAGACAAUAGAUUACACCAUAUCCACUUGUUCUGGGAAGAAUAAGAUGAAUGGCAGAGUUGCAACAAAGUUCAAAAUCUCACCUGUCGGACAAAAGGUCAGGUACGAUCUUCCUGACCUUAUAGAAUGCAGCCUGAUUCCCAGGAACAAAGAACAGAUAGCCACGAAGGAGGUGGUACAAGCCCAUCCUCAUCUCAAAGGUAUUCAAGAUCUAAUACCAGCUUUGGACUUGGAAACAGACAUCGUAAUGCUUAUCGGUGCAGAUUGUCCCACACUGUUCCGUGUUAGCAACCAGAUUGAAGGUCCUAAGGGAUCACCCAUGGCCCAGCAGCUGCCUUUAGGAUGGACGGUGUUAGGCCCAGUCUGCCUGAACAAGAUGUUCCAGCCUGUCACUAAAAGGCCUUCACUAAUGCAAGGAAGUGCCAGCCACAUCUCAAUUUGCUGCCAGGGAGUAAUGCCCGAUUACUCUUCCAUCAUCGAAGUCACAGAGAGAGAUGAGCAAACAGCCUUCUCUAAAAAUGAACAGAAGUUCCUUGAGAUGAUGAACAGCCAAGUCACUCAAGUCUCUGAAGGUAAUUGGAUAGCACCUUUACCUUUCAAGCCGGAAAGACCAUCUCUACCCAACAACAGAGAUGUUGCCCUUCAUCGUCUCCUGACCUUAAGAAGAAGGAUGCUAAAAGAUCCGAAGGUAAAGACCCAGAUCACCCAGUUUGUGGAAGACCUCUUCAGAAGCAACUACGCUGAACCAGCCAGCGUGAGGGCGGAGGGAGAAGAGCAGUGGCAUUACAUAUCCACUUCAGAAAAUCCGGCAGAUGUGACAUCCCGAGGAACAUCAGCCGCAAAGUUGUCCAAGUCAUCCUGGAUCACUGGACCCAAAUGUCUUCAAAAUCCUUCCUUUCCAGAAAGCAUUUCCGUGCUCAAAGACACUGAGUUGCCAGAAAUUCAGUCCUGCAAAUCUACCAUCGAUGGCCAAGACUUAUCAAGGCAAGGUUUAAAUCCAGCCAAGUUUGAAAGAUUUUCAAAAUGGACUAGACUUCAGGCAGCCAUUGCCAGGCUCAUACAUUACAUCACUACAAAAAACAGUGGUGCAAUUCAGCCCCAAGAUCUUUCGAAAGCCUCAACAGUCAUCCUGAGAUCCACUCAAAGACAGUGUUUUUCAGAAGAAAUAGCUUGUCUAGAAAGAAAAGCAUCCUUGCCCAAAAAUAGUUGUUUAAAGGACUUGAACCCCUUCCUGGACAAUGAGGGUCUCCUUAGGGUUGGAGGUAGACUAAAGAGAGCAAAGAUUAGAUCCUGUGUUAAAAAUCCUGUUAUUUUGCCACACCAUAGCCACAUAGCUCUGCUGUUGACACAGCAUUUCCACGCAAAGGUUAAACACCAAGGAAGGACAUUUACUCAGUCUGCCCUAAGAAACUAUGGGUUUUGGAUUGUUAGGUGCCAACGUAAAGGUUGGGGAUUUGGUGUUACUUAAACAAAGGAUGCUCCUAGAAACCAAUGGGCUAAGGGUAUUGUGUCAAAAUUAUAUCCUAGCUCUGACAAUAGAGUGCGCAAGGCCCAGGUUAAGGUCAUCUCUAACGAAAAGGUUUAUUUAAUUUUAUUUGACAGGCCUAUUAGCGACAUGGUUGAGUUAUUUUCACAAGACGUACAGUCUUAAAGUUAUUAGAUUUAAAGGUAUUUAACUCCAUUUUGUUUAGAUUUCCGAAAGUCCGGAAAUCUAGGCCGGGAGUGUGACGGCGCGAGUGGCGCCAUCUAUAUGUCAAACUAUAAGUUUUAAGAUCUGAAUUGCUGUAUCAUGCCUGAUUUUGCCCUUACCCUGUAGAUGUAGUUGGAUUGGUUAUUUAUAUCUGUCAAUCAAUGUUGUUUGUACCUGUUACAUUGCUCACUCAGCAAAACUGUUUGGCUCCACCUCUUCCUGAAGUAGGACAGUGUUUCCUCUUUUCAUUCCAUCAGCAAGUUCUGUAUCGGAUGGACGUGAAAGAGAGGCUUGGCUCAAAAAGCCCUUUAAAAGUUACCUCUCAGCACCAAUUCUGAGGUUCUUACCCUUGGGACUCACACUUCAUGUUCAGGGCCAACCUGAACAACGUUGAGGAGUCUCAAGCGCCUUCACAUCAGUCCUUUGGCAACAGAGGAAGACUCUUGUCUUCAGAUAUAGGUCAUUGGACUGAGGCUGAGUUUGCUCCGGCAUUCACAGCCAGAGAAAGAGGGAUCUGGACAAGCUUCAUGGACUUAAACAAUCAAAGACUGUAAUGUAUAUUUUCUUUUACCCCCUUUGUGAAGAAUAAACCCAGUUUUUGAGUUAUCUACAGUGUUUUGGUCCUUGGGAGUUCCAGUUUCCCUAAAGGAGGGCAAGAAGCAAUCCCCUGGGGAAAGAUGUCACGUCCAUGCCUCUUUCACUAAGAGUUUACAGCCCCAGGCGCGACGGCACAAUUAUAGUAUAUUAUAUUAUUCAUCAUUCAUGACUACAUUGAAACUAGAAUAGAGAGAAAUCAGCGUGGAAACCUUGGGAAACCUAAACUGCAAGAGGUACCAUAGAUUGUUGCACAUGGAAAUAAUGGGAGUAACAAGAAAUUCUUGAUAGGAUUCACAGUUUGUCUGGUUAUGCUGGUUUGUGAUGACAACUACUUUUCAGUAUAUAAUAAAUGUUCAUUUUGUUGUUCAACAAUAAAUGUGAGCUCUUCUUCAUGGAAAAAUAAGACAUCCCCUGAAAAUAAGACCUAGUGCAUCUUUGGGAGCAAAAAUUAAUAUAAGACCCUGUCUUAUUUUCGGGGAAACAGGGUAGACCGUUAUAAAAACAAGAUAAAUGAGUGAGGAUUACAGUCAGGGAGGGGGGAAAGGGUUACAUAAUACUGGGACUAAAAAAGGGGGAAACAGGGAAGGGAAAGUUAGGGUGGGGUAUUCGAAACAAAACUUCCAUUCUUUCCCCUUUCGGUACAUUACGUUGCGUUUACAUUUCUUACAUUGCCCCGGUCCAUUCUACAAAUUAACAUUUUCUAUUGAUAUACAAUUCCCCUUUUUCCCAAUUGGUCUUCUUUAUCGGCUUUCCUCUAAUUUCUUUCAAAUACCAAGUUAGUUUGUCCAUAUUCUUUAUUUAUUGAGGAAACCACAAAUCAGAGCCCAGGGAUCCGAUUUGGAAAUCUAUGUUGGUGAUCUCAUCAUGCAGAACUCAAAGGCUUCUGUCAUUUUGGGAGGAGACUUUAACACCAAGAUGGGCCCAAAUCGACCCCUCCUUAUGCGAUAAUAUUGAAACCAGGAAAUAUUUUUAUCUAAUUUAUUCAUUUCCUGUUGUGUUUUUAGUGCCCAAUUCCCAUUUUUUUAAUUAUUAAUAGAUCUUUAUAUUUGAGCCAAUUUUCCCACCCUAUUCUUCUUCUUUGGGAGGCCUCUAAUGUUGAGAUCCAUAAUGGUGUUUUUUCAUAUAACUUUUUUAUAUUUCUCCCAUAUCUUAAGAAUGGAGGACCUUAUAAAACGAAAUUAUUUUCUAUCUUUUUUUCAUACCAGAGAUAAGAGUGCCACCCUAAUCUCAGGUCUAUUCCCUUCAGAUUCAAAAAUUUCAAUAUUUUCAAGUUUGGCCCAAUCUGUGGCCCACAAUAGUGCUGCCACCUCAAAGUAUAGUUUUAAAUCAGGCGUAGCUAAACCUCCCCUCUGUCUUUCAUCAAUCAUGUAUUUUACUUUAAUUCUGGGUUUCUUGUUUUUCUUUUUCUGUUUCCGUGCCAGAAUCCUGCACGGGAUCUUUUUAACAGCUUGUUUAUUUUAGCUUCUUUUGUACCGCGGGUUGUAUGUUGUAUGUAUGUCUAUGUGCUAAAUGUUUUGAUACGGCCGAUGGGCUAAUCAAUAAAAUGUGAUUGAUUGAUA
Anolis carolinensis (green anole) is the source of this 13478-nucleotide messenger RNA. RefSeq lists its product as uncharacterized. The record is from RefSeq and is a predicted model, not a curated record. Bases 4582 to 8091 code for a protein of 1169 amino acids. NCBI's taxonomy places the organism in Eukaryota, Metazoa, Chordata, Lepidosauria, Squamata, Anolidae. The transcript has 2 exons.